This is a messenger RNA of Naegleria gruberi, 2013 nucleotides long. RefSeq lists its product as uncharacterized. Gene Ontology annotation, biological process: actin filament bundle assembly; actin filament network formation. The coding region runs from base 1 to 2013 and encodes 670 amino acids. Lineage: Eukaryota; Heterolobosea; Eutetramitea; Acrasida; Naegleriidae. Gene Ontology annotation, cellular component: cytoplasm; actin filament; actin filament bundle. The record is from RefSeq and is a predicted model, not a curated record. The transcript is spliced from 2 exons. Gene Ontology annotation, molecular function: actin filament binding.
AUGUUGUCAUCUCGCAACCUUAAUAACGACAAUUCGCAGCAACAAACAACAACGCUCGAAGGUGAAGAGGCUAUCAAGUUAAGAGGAGCCUCACUCAGGAGUGUCGAGCCACUAAUUAAAUCGGUGAGUGCAACAGGUUCGGUCUCGACGAUUUCAAAGAGAGAGAAGAGGUGUUUUAUCAUGUUUAUUAAUUCCGUUAUGAGUAAGAGAUUGAGAGAGAUGCCACAACGAGUGGAGGAAACGAUUGAAGGAGUUGUGGAAUGGAGUAAAAUAUGUAAACCAAAGAAGGAACAAGAAUUGAACAAGAUUAAACGAGUUUUGAAUCAUACAAUGGUUCUAGGAUAUGCCAAGGGUCUUGGUAUUGUAGUAGUCAACAUUUCUCCAGAGGAUUGUGCCGAGGGGAGACCAACAGCAUUAAAUUCCAUCUUGUGGCAAUUGAUUAGAGAGGAUUUGACUAAAUCACUGAAUAUUGUUCACUUCUUUGAUGCAAUUGCAUUGAAGAGGGCAGAUGAAACAGUUGUGGAAUUUAUGAAUCAACAACCUCUCUCGCUCUUGCUCAGAUGGGUCAAUAAUAGGUUGGAAUCUAAAAACAUUAAGGUAACAAAUCUUGGAGAGGAAUGGAGAAACGGUUAUCUCUUCCACCAACUUGUAAAGACAGUCUCUAAGGGUUUUACAGAUGAAGAUGAGGCAAUGAUCUCUGAGGCUCCAACAGAUAGUGAUAAAAUCCAAGCCCUUUUGGAAGUAAUAGACAGAUUGGAUUUGAACAAGAAGAGUAUCAUGCUGGAGCCUGAAGAUAUUCUCUAUGGUGAGAAGCACUUGAUAAUGUCUCUGAUUUCAUCCAUUUUUUAUAGUUGUGACCAUUCCGAUUUGGUUUUGGAACAGUCAGAAGAGACACUCGACACUCUCAAGAAUGAAAUAUUUGAAAAUUCUAUUGCUAUUCUAGGAAAGGAAAUACCUGAUGUAAAUACAAGACCUGAAAUGAAAGCAUUCUUGGCGCUCAUAAAGAAUGUUUCCAACUUUGAAACAACUGACAUGUACAAAAAAUUAGAAAUUCACAUGAGGAAACAAAUUGAAAAACUAGAAAGCGAUAACACUUCACUAUUGACUACAAAUGAUAAGUUGCAGCGAGAGAAUGAAAAUCAACAAACCAAGAUCAUCACUCUUCAAGAAAGAGUUUCCCACUUGGAACAAUCUCAAAUUUUAGCCACAACUCAAUUACAAGAAACUAAAUCUCAACUCGAUAGUACACUCUCCGAGUUGGAUACCUACAAGAGUCAGGUUCAAGACCUCAAACAACGAUUGGCGAUUGAAAUUGAGAGGGUGAAACAAUUUACCGAGGGAAAAUCUCUAAAUUUGGAAAAAGAAAAGCUUGAGAAGGAAAAGAAAGAGAUGGAAGAAAACAUGAUAAAAGAAAAGCAAGAAAUGGCUGAAACUUUGGAAAAGGAAAGACAAGAAAUGGAAGAAAAACUUGCACAGGAAAGACAAACUUUGGCGGAGCAAUACACAAAGGAUAAACAAGAAGUGGAAGAAAAAUUGGAUGAAUCUAGAAAGGAGAAUCUUCAACUUGCCUCUGCCUUACUGACACUGAAAGAACAACAUGAAAAAUCAAAGAAUGAUGUCCAAACAUUGCUCAAGAAUAGUGGUGAAAAUGCUGGAGCUGCAUUAGCAGAGAUGCGAUUUGGUUCUAACCCAACUGUACAAACACUGAAACACAUGAGACCUGUCAAGGCAGGCUAUAUGGAGAAGCAAGGCUCAAACUUUAAAUCAUGGAAGAAGAGGUACUGUUUGUUAUUUAAGGAAUUCCUCUUUUAUUUCUCCAAGGAUGCACCAAACGAAAAACCAAAGGGCAUUGUAGUAAUUGAUCCAAAGACAAGAGCCAGAAAUGUGGAAGAUGAAUCAAAGAAGGGUUUCACAUUUGUGGUAAUAUCGGGAGCGAGAAAUUUGAACUGUUGUGUAGACAGUGCAGAGGAGAGAGAUUCAUGGGUUGAGGCAAUUGAACAAUUACAUUAUUAA